ACUGCAGAGCGUUGAUUGGUUGAAAGAGUGUCGUCAUUUGCGCGUGCCGCAAGGGAAAAGACAACACUAGAGGCGCCAUUUUUAAACUACAUUCUGUCGCAACAAUGUCGCCGCGCAGCGUUACUUUACCGCGGUCAAUCCCGGAGGUGCAGACCUUCUUGGGUAUCAUCGGUGAAGAAAGGGUGCAAAGGGAACUCGAUGGCAUGGUGAGAAACGAAAAGGUUUUUCAGGAUGUUUCUGAGAGGAUGGCUGUCGAGGGUUACCAGCGGACAUCCGAGCAGUGCCGCUUUAAAUGCAAGAAACUGCGGAGUGACUACCGUAAGGUGAAAGACCACAACAGCCGGAGUGGUGUUCACAGAAAAAAUUGGAAGUGGCUAGAUAUGGUAGACGCAAUCUACGGACACAGAGCGGCGAGUUUGGGACGAGAAGGAGGCAUCAAUACGGCCACCUCGUUGCUGGAGUCGACGAUGGAGCCUCCCGUUGAGUAUCCUAGCUGUCGGGAGGAAAUUGAACAAGAGGUACUUGGUGAAAUUUCCACCCUUGAAAGCGCAAGUUCGCCUGCCAGGACUUCAACACCGACACCACCACCAACAGAAUCUGCUCAAUCAACUGCGAGUGAACCUCAAUUGGCAAGAGGAAAAGGGGCAACAGGAUGUUGUUGCGGCCCUGGCUGAGAUGCAGGCAGCUGAUGAGAAGCAGCAGGAGUGGCUGGAAAAGAUGGAGGACCGCCGUGACCGGCGCUUCGAACUUAUGAUGGAGGAUGCCCGUGAGGCAAGGCGGCAUGAGGCUGAUACAACUCGCCAACAUAUAGAGCAGUCUGCGAACUUUAAUCAGGCCGUCCUCGGCAUGCUCGCUCAGCUGGUGCAGGCGUUUAGUCGCCCCAACUCUGUGCCAUGAUCCAGCCACUAGUGCUCUUUUGCACACAGCACUUUAGACUAGUUUACUUUUUU
This is a messenger RNA of Gasterosteus aculeatus aculeatus (three-spined stickleback), 950 nucleotides long. Lineage: Eukaryota; Metazoa; Chordata; Actinopteri; Perciformes; Gasterosteidae. The record is from RefSeq and is a predicted model, not a curated record.